AUGCACCCACGGGUCCUCGUGCAUUUGCUUCUAGGUCCGGUUUUUAGGUCGAAAGAAAGGCGGGGAGAGCAGCGCCCCUCUCCGGUCCGUUCGCAGAAGGUGCACGUGCUGCCGCAGACCGUGCUCUACAUAGCCGACGCGGAGACGUUCAGCGGGCACGAGGAGUGCCACGAGCAGAAGAAAGCCAGGAAAAGAAACAGUAAGGAAACAGCAACUGCGCUUGAAAAAUUGUUGCCAAAGCGAUGUCAGGUUCUUGGACUGGUCACCCCAGGGAUUGUAGUUACCCCUAUGGGAUCAAGCAGCAAUCAACCUCAAGAAAUUGAAGAAGGCGAAGCUGGGUUUGCUCUGUUGUUUCCCAAAAUCGAUGGGGUAAAGAUUCAUACCUUCCAUUUUUCAAAAGACUUGAAGAACAGGGUCUUUGAUGAGAGUAAAUUUGCUGAAGCAGGUCUGAAGAAUAACCCAGAUCUCCGGGUGGUUCUUCUGUUUGGCUACAACUCCUGGAAGUCUGGAGCGACUCGAUUUCUUCAUCAAAUAGUCAAUCCUUUAAAUGAGAAAAGUAUCAUCCUGGCUGGGGGACAAGUGGAGAGCUUUACAUCACUGACCUCUGAGAAUAGGAGCGCGCAGCCCGGCGAUGCCUGUGGUGUGGUCGGGCUGGCUUUCAGCGGUCCCCAGAUCCAGAGUGCCACUGUGUUGUUAGACCAGGACGUAGCUGAUGAGAGGACAGCAGAAGCCGCCAUGCAGCGUCUCAAAGCAGCAAACAUCCCCGAGCGUAACACCAUUGGCUUCAUGUUUGCAUGUGUUGGCAGAGGAUAUCGGCAUUAUAAAACCAAAAGGAAUAUGGAAGCAGAUGCCUUUAGGAAGUUUUUUCCAGACGUUCCCCUCUUUGGCUUUUUUGGACAUGGGGAAAUAGGAUGUGAUCGAAUAGUUACUGGGAAUUUCGUAUUAAGAGAAUGUAAUGACAUAAAGGAUGACCUGCUUCACGGUUACACUACCGUUAUGACUCUCAUUCAUCUUGGUUCAACUAAAGCAAACCAAGCGUAAAUGUUUUUAAUGCUUCAGUGAGCUGUUUGUUUCAUUCCAGAAAGCUGAGAGGUCUGGAAGAGCGGACAUCUUGCAAUCAAAGCUCCUUCCAAAACAUAAACAUCAUUUUGGUAAUAUUAUCGAAUCUUGUAGUUGGAAUAGAGUUUAAUGUAAUAGCCACGAGAAAGCUUUGCAUUUUGUGUAAUCCCCUGUACACAUCAGAAUUGCAGGUAAAUGAUAUUUGAUGGAAUUCUGCAACUGAAGAAAGCCUCUUUCUUCCAAAAUGAGAAUGGUUUGCACAGAUGGCAGUUGGAAUCCAAAUAUCAAUGUGUAGAAAGAAACAGUACUUUGAUGCACUCUAUUUAUGUAUGUAAAACAGUCUAGAAAAACUACUGAUGCACAUUGAAAUACUGAUGCAUAAAAUCCACCAUUUCCUGGAUUUUAUUUCAAGAGAUGCACACCCUGCCUAGGCUUGAGUCCUAUUUACAGAACCAAAUGGUUUUACUAGAUAAAAUGAAUUUAGGGAAAAAUAACUAAGUGCUCAUUAAAUAAAGAUGAGAAUACGCAAAACUACCUUGCCUUCUGUUCUUAGAGAAAAAGCUCUGAUUUAAAGAGUCUAGUCACAAGCUCAGCUUGUCUCCCCCUCUUGAACUGAAUUUCAGUUGUCUUAAAUAACUGGUUUAGAAUAAUAUCUGAUACUUUGUGUGUACCAGCAGUUUCAGUCUUUGCGUUUUAAGUUUACACAAUCAAAAUGCACUAGUUGCCUUUUCCAUUAGAUUCUCUUGUAGCAUGAUGCUCUCUGUUAAAAACUUUUUAAAUCCAGAGGGCUAAAAAUUAAGACUUCCUGAUAUCUUUAAAAAGUUCCUUGAAAAAGGGUUUUUUUCUUCUUAGUUUGAAAUUGUGGGCCCUAGGAGAUCUGGCUGUGUUCUAUUUAUGUAGGGCCUUUAAACAAGACCUGUGCUUUUGCAUGUUUUUCCCCUGCUUUCACAUCAGUCACCUGUUUAGAUUGCUGCAGCUGGAAUGCAGUAUUGCAAAGUUCAAGGAAGUAAUUCAGCAUAGUCUCAGUAUUGCUAAUAAUAUAUUUGCUCCCUUUCAAAUACUUUCUUCCCUUUUAUUUUCACUUAGAAUGACAAGAAAAUAAAUUAAUUUUGCACUGUUUCACCACACUUCUAAAGGCCAAAGCAGGCAGCUGGCCCAUUUUUGGUGUAGUAAAAAAAUACUUAGCUGUCUGUUGUACAACAAAAUAAUGAUAUUUUGCUUGAAAUGUACCAGCUGAGACUACAGUUGGCACCUUUUGGCCCAUGUUUAGUUAAAACCUUUCCUGAACUUGGCCUAAUGAGCUAAGGUAAAGGCAGCAGUGUCCUGAGGGUUAACUGUUGUUUCAGUGGGUGCUGAGCACAGGCAGCACUUCCCCAUGGCUGUGUCUGUGAUGGGGUUUUUUAAUUAGAAGACAGUGGAUGAGCAGUGAACUCCCAGUGGCCUUCUAGGGAUAGGAGAUUAGUAAGCGUGGGUGUGACUUGGAAAAUGUUUUGUUACUGCAUUUAGAAGGAAAGGUAUUUGGAAAUGGAGUAUGCUUGAAUUUUAAGAGAAGCCUCUCAGUGGGAGGUGGGUACGUGUUUUUUCAGCAUAAUGGGAAUGUCUGCAUAAGCUACAUUUAACAGGAGGCAAAGAAAAUGUUUGAUUUCUGUAGCACAGACACGAUUCCUGUAGCCGUUAGCAAGAGUUAGGGCUAGUCAGCAUCACUACUAGCAUAAGCCCACAAACCAUAACUAACGUUUUGCUGUAGUAGAAGUAGAUGAAGUAUGAUCAACCACGUGCCCUGAACAACAGUGCAAACGCCCAGAAGUCUCCGAGGACGCAGCUGGUGAGUCCAGCGAGGGCGCAGCAAAAGGGAGAGUGCUUUGAAUGGGCUAAACGUCAGCAAGGUCCCGUGGCUGCCCAGUCCUGUAGCUGAGGACACUUAAGAGGUAAAUGUAGUAAAGAAAAGACGCGGGGGGAGGAACCCCAAGAGCCUGCACCAGAGUUCCAGGAUCGUCUCCAACCUCAGGGAGUGGGGAUGAGCCCAGAGGACCCCAGAACUGUGUGCUGCAUGGCUGGAACUGCUGCGCUGCCCCCCAGACUGUCUCAUGUCUUCCAAGCGACAGGGAAGUGGUGUAAUUGAUAAAACUGCAACAUCUGUGAUUAAAGUGUUUUGCUAUCCAAAUUCAUUUUGCCUCCAUAUUCAUUUGCUCUUCAACCAUGACAACCCCAGAGAGAAGCCAAAAUGUAUUUCUUAAAAAGUGCAUAUACCAAAAGGCAGAGCUUGUUCUUAGUUGACAGGAAGUUUUGCAGUGCACUAAUUUGUAACUGUCACUCAAAAAAUAACCACCAGGUUUUAAAGUGGACAAAGUAAGUUAAAUGAAUAUUCUGCAAUUGAGGCAAAUGUGAAUAGCAGAACUGCUCUAAAGAUAAUUAUCUGCAGUUACAGUGCUGAUGGUAAUAUGUUUCCAGCAAGAGAAUAUAAUCUCUAAGUGACUACAUCUGGAUUUUGGUUUUGUUAAGAAAAAAAGAAAACCUUCAAAGUCACAAGACCUGCAGGGAGGAGUGAUGGUUUUGCUCACAAAAGGUAAAAGACGUUUUUUCCCAUGUUUUGGAUAUGAAUAAUGUUUCCUGCCAUGUUUUUUCUUAAAGCAUCUUUCAGGUAAGUGAACUGUAGGUUUCAAAAGUACAAAAACCAGGCAAGGAGUGUGAUGUGUAGCCUCAUACUUGCACGACCAAAACAGCAAUUACCAAACAAAGCUAUUAUAUUCUAAACCGACUAAUCCAAAAAUCCCCUCGUUAUAGGAUAUUAUAACGUACAGUUCUAAGAAAGCCAGAAUCAUUUGAUAAAGCCAAAUGAUUCUAUUUCACAACUGUACUACCAGAAGGCAAUUUCAGUUAAAAACUGAAGAAAACUAAAGAUAGUGAACUUGGGUUUUGUUACUCUCCGUGUCAGAUUUGGUUUGGCCCAAGUUAAUACUGAAACAAGGUUUUUUUAAAGAGAUGACUGAGUCAUACUGAAUCAUGGCCCCUUGGCAGGGAACAGUAAACCAAGAUAUGUAAAUGAUGCAGCCAAACUGACUUCCAGCAUGCAGCAGAGAAGGUUGAUAAGAAAGUUAAACCUCAGACUGAAUUUUGAAAAAAAAAAAAAAAGUGAUUACAUACAAUUCUUAAUUAAUUUUUCUCAAAACUCACUUGGUGUCAUUACACCCUCUUAGUUUAUUUUUGUCUUUCUAAAAACAGUACUUUCUACUAGAAGUAAUUGUAGUGGUGUUCAUUAGCUUUCAUGUAAGACACUAACUUUGGUAUUGACAAAGUUUUCUGAACCCCUAAUGUCUGGCCAAAUGCGAGAAAAAACAUUUGCUGUUCAGAUGCCUAUUUUAUGAUGCAGAAAAGUAACAUUAGAGGUCUGGAAGUUUGCAUAGUUAGAAGUUGCAAAGAUAGUAAGCAUGUACUUUUCAAUGGUCUUUUAUAGGGUCUUUUAUAUUCUAAUCUCUGAGCACUCUGCGAACAUUAAGAAAAUAAUUAUUUCCCCCACUGUUUUUCUUGAUUAUAUUGUGGAGAAGAUCUUUGUGGGUUUUUUACUGUAUGAGUCUAUGGUGGAUCUCUAAAAUAUCUUAAUACAGCAGUUGUAUUUUGUGCACACCAAAGCAGACAAGAUAAACAUUAAACUAAUUACAGAGUUUCUUACCUGAGAUUUUUUCCUGUUCCUAAGCCAUUUCUCAGCCAGACACAGGCUCCAGAAGAGGCUCUGGAUUAGCCAUUACGGUGUUCUAUCUAGGAAUGUGUCUCCUGAACUAGAGGCUCAAAGGUGUGCAGCAAUGCAAACUGAGCUCACUUCUGGUGGUGGUGUGCCUUGGUCCUGUAGCACAGUUUAGGUCAAACAGAUACAAGUUCAAACACUGCAGGACCCUUGUACUGAUUAUUUUAUGCCUACCAGUGCUUUGUGACAAUGUAAGGUAUUUUUCUAAACAGACAACAUGUAGCUACAGUGAAAAAUGAAACUUUUUUUUUUUCAAAGGAAGAGCAUGAAAUAGGUUUGGAUUAUUUGGAGAUUCUAUUACCUGGAUGAUUAUGUUAGAAUCAUUAGCAGAGAAAUAGCUAACUGGAAUUUUUUUUCAAGUGCUUUGAUAAUUUAGGAGCAAAAAUUUUAUUCUCAAAUCAAUGGGAUUUGUGCUUCUAAAUGCUUUUUAAAAACAAUUUAUAGUUUGCCAUCAUUACAUUUCACAGCUAGAUCCUCACUGAGAUUAGCAGGUAGCACAAACUUCUCAAAAUAAAUGUUUCAGAGUGAUUCACAUCACUGAAUCAGUGGCAGUCAUGUCACCUUUUCAGGAUAAAUUUUCACAGCUAGAAGAGUUAGAAACAGCUUUUUU
Athene cunicularia (burrowing owl) is the source of this 5411-nucleotide messenger RNA. RefSeq names its product F-box protein 22 (gene FBXO22). Bases 1 to 1041 code for a protein of 346 amino acids. The transcript has 6 exons. The record is from RefSeq and is a predicted model, not a curated record. Lineage: Eukaryota; Metazoa; Chordata; Aves; Strigiformes; Strigidae. Gene Ontology annotation, biological process: regulation of skeletal muscle fiber development; protein polyubiquitination; positive regulation of proteasomal ubiquitin-dependent protein catabolic process.